Cucurbita pepo subsp. pepo (vegetable marrow) is the source of this 1438-nucleotide messenger RNA. RefSeq lists its product as uncharacterized. Lineage: Eukaryota; Viridiplantae; Streptophyta; Magnoliopsida; Cucurbitales; Cucurbitaceae. The record is from RefSeq and is a predicted model, not a curated record.
CAAAGCACAGACUGUCGUCUUCAUCCUUGGGGUCUCCUCUCUGUCUCUCUCCAUUUUUAUUUUUAAGUGAAGGUUUUGUCUUCUCCUUCUCCACUCUCUCUGCACUCCCCCCCGAUGCUCGAAAUACCCAACGCCGCCGCCGCCGCCGCUGAUGACGACGACAUGGACGACGGCAUGAGGUGCCGUUACCAUCCUUAUCGGAGCAACCAAGGAGGGAUCUGCGCUCUUUGUCUUCAAGAGAAGCUCGGAAAAUUAGUCUCUUCCUCUUCUCCACUUCCUCUUCCACCUUCUUCUUCUUCCUCCUCCUCCUCUUUUAGAUCUGAUUUCGCCGCCGUCGGCUCUGCCGCUUCGUCGGUUAAAUUUGGGGGUCACUGCCACGAUCAUCACGCGGCGGCGGCGGCGGCAAGGACUCGAAUCCCCUUUCUGUCGAAGAAGAAGAAGCAGCCGGAGGCAGGUUUCCGCCGGUGUAAAUCCACUACAACUCCGGCGAGAGGGAAAUUUCUGGAUCCCUACCACGGCGAAGAUUAUAAUCCGAAAAACAGAGGAUGGAUUUGGUCUCUGUUCGAUCUUUCAACUAAAUCCCAUUCUUCGAGGAAAAUCGAUCAUGGGUUUAAGGAAAAAUCCACGGAAACGUAUAAAGAUUUCUCCAGCACGGCGGAGGACGACGGCGAGGAUAGUCCGAACAGUAGUCAUGCCUCUGCCUCUGCCUCUGCCUCGGUUUCUUCGUUUGAACGGAAGGUAUCUAGAUCCAGAUCCGUCGGGUGCGGUAGCCGGAGUUUCUCCGGCGACUUCUUCGAAAGAAUCACCGGUUUCGGCGACUGUACACUGCGGAGAGUGGAGUCUCACAGAGAGGGAAAACCCAAAAUAACCUCCACCGCCAUCGCCGCCGUGAACAAUAGCAGCGAGUGCCUGAAAGAGCGAGCGAAUUGCGGCGGAAUAUUCGGUGGGUUCAUGAAUCAAACAUCGUCGUCUUCGUCUUCCGCCUCGUCGUCGUACUGGGUGUCGUCAUCCUCCGGCGAUGACGGGAGGUUCCCGCCGGCACCAUGCGGACAGGGGCGGAGCAAGAACAGAGGGUGGGCAUUUGCAAGUCCGAUGAGAGCGUUCGGUAAGCCGCCGUCUUCCUCGUCGGAAGGAAAACGGGAAUCAUCGGAGAAAAAUUCAACUCCAAAUUUGGACGCGAUUCCUUCAUUGCUGGCUGUAAGAAUCUGAACACAAAAUUAAAUUCAAAUUAAGAUGCAGUAAUUUAAAUUUACGUACUAAUGAUGAAAUUAAUUAUCUUUUUUAUUUAAUUUUAAUUUUUAUGUUGUUUAAAUUUCCAGUGGAUAUUGUAAAUUGUUAUUGAGACUUCAAGGAGUCAAAACUUCUACCCGUUGGUCUUGUUUGUGUAUUUUCGAAUAUUGUUGACUGGCAUGACCGGUUGUCCGGUUGUUUUUGUUUU